AUGAACUGUGGGAUCUGCAUCUUAGGGGACAUCAAUGUCAAUAGUCUUGUGCAAACAAAAGAAAGCUCUGCUGUUGGUGAGUUACUUGCCUCAUUCAACAUUUCAAGAGUUUCUUUGCCUCCAACAAGAGUAACUCCAACAUCUGCUACCUCAAUCGAUAUGGUAUGCACAGACCUCGAUGAAGACAAAAUUGAUGUAAAAGUAUUACAAACAUAUCUUUCAGACCAUACUGGCCAAAUCUGUGAUUUAGACAUAUCGUGUGAAACAAGAAAACCUCAGAUGGCACUGACAAGACAUUUUGGACAAGAACACCUGUUGAACCUUAAAAGACUCCUUGAUUUACAAUCCUCGGAAAAAGUUUAUUCAGCACCUGACCCAGAGGAAGCCUACUCUACUUUUAUUGGCAUUUUCACAACUGCACUUGAUGUCGCCUGUCCACUGAAGAAAACCCGAAACAAGAAAAGGAAACACAACAACUGCGUGGUUAGCAAUCCAGAGGCGGAUAACUUAAGAUCUAUUUUCACUAUAGCCCACAACAAAUAUUUGCUAACUGGAAAAGUAGAGGAUAAAUUUGAUGCAUUUCAAAAGAAAAAGGCAUAUGAUCUUAAGUUAAAAAACCUCAGGAAACAAGCAAAUGAAGAGGCUAUUGCCCAAUCAGAUAACAAAAGCAGGACGAUCUGGAAUAUAAUCAACAGUGAAAGGGCAUCAAAAAGACAUGUCUCAGAUGUAAUGUGGCAGUUAAACGUUGCAGAUGAGACCAUUGAGGAUCUGGGAAAAAUUGCAGAAUAUUUUAAUAAGCAUUUCAUAAAUGCUGCAGAGAUGACCCUGUCCAACAACAUCCCGAUAAGAGCCCCUGCCGCCCAUAAACCUAAAUUCCAUGCAGCAACAACAUUAUUCGAAUAUCAACCUUCAACAAUAGAAGAAAUACUUAAAAUAAUUGCAUCACUCAAAUCAAAAACAUCUAGUGGGAUUGAUGGGAUAAGUUCUAAAGUACUGAAGUUCUGUAGAAGUGAAAUCAGUCAACCUCUCGUCAAUAUUAUCAACAAGUCGCUGACUCGAGGUGUCUUCCCAACAGAAUUAAAAAUUUCAAAAAUCUAUCCUUUACACAAGCAAGGAAGUAGAAAGGAAUUAAAGAACUUCAGGCCCAUUUCCCUAGUUCCAACAAUAUCGAAAAUAAUUGAAAAGGUAGUGCUUUCACGUCUCCUGCAACACCUUGAAACAAACAACCUCCUACCUCCAAGGCAACAUGGCUUCAUCUCAGGAAGAUCAACUACGAGUGCCCUUAUUGAUCUAAUUGAACAUCUUAUGGACAACCUGGAAGAUGGGAAUACGGCUGCUGGUGUUUUCUUGGACCUGAGCAAGGCUUUUGAUAGCCUUGACCAUGCAGUGCUUCUGUCCAAGAUCAAUUCCCUAGGUAUCGUAGGAACACCACUCAGGAGAGGGGUUCCACAGGGGUCAGUGUUGGGACCUGUGUUAUUUGUACUUUUCACUGGUGACCUGCCUGACUACUUGGGGAACCACUGUUACCCUGUCUCUUAUGCAGACGACACAGUUUUAAUAAGCAACAGCAAGUCAGUUCCAGGACUAGAAAUGAACACCAUAACAUCUGUAAAUAUGGCUCAGGAAUACUGCCUUAGGAACGAUUUAAUUUUCAACGCAUCAAAAACAAAAUGCCUUACUUUUGGUAAAAAUAAGGAUGAAGUUCAUGCUCCACCCAACCUUGAAAGAGUAAGAACCACAAAACACCUUGGGGUAGUGAUCGAUGACCGGUUGACUUGGAACUGCCACAUAGACGGCUUAUGCAAAAAACUCAGCUCAGCACUCUUUGUGCUAAAGAGGAUAAAAUCAAUUGGUACACCUACUGCAACAAGAACCGCAUACCAUGCUCUGUUUGAGACCCACAUUCGUUAUGGUAUAGUACUGUGGGGUGGAUCAUCUGCAGGGAAUCUCCAGCGAGUGUUGGUUUUACAGAAGCGUGCAAUACGAAUCAUGGCUGAUCUAGACUUUCGAGAUAGCUGCAAAGAGGCUUUCAAGACCUUGGGAAUUCCUACAGUGAUAACUCUGUACAUUACUGAAGUGAUUCUACACGCCUACACACAACGUCCCGAGAGGAAUGGUGACAUCCAUGAUUACAACACAAGGCGGGCCAAUGACUUCAGUCUUCCCUUACAUCACUCAGCUCUUUUUGCCAAGAAGCCGUCUUAUGCUGGAGCGAAGCUUUAUAAUAUGCUUCCGAAGAACUUCAAAACCAGCACUCCGCAGGUUCUGAAGAAAAGACUUAUUAAGUGGCUUGUUGGAAGUCUUGGGAAAAAAGAAGGCUUUCUUUCCGUGCCAGAAGUGCAGACAGGCUUGCCAACAUGGCUCGGCAAAUGGGGUGUACAGAUGCCGAGACAAAGCGAGCAGUCUGUUAACUUUAACUGA
Messenger RNA from Homalodisca vitripennis (glassy-winged sharpshooter), 2421 nucleotides. RefSeq lists its product as uncharacterized. NCBI's taxonomy places the organism in Eukaryota, Metazoa, Arthropoda, Insecta, Hemiptera, Cicadellidae. The record is from RefSeq and is a predicted model, not a curated record. Bases 1 to 2421 code for a protein of 806 amino acids. The transcript is spliced from 3 exons.